This is a messenger RNA of Monopterus albus (swamp eel), 969 nucleotides long. Its product is annotated as apolipoprotein L3-like. The record is from RefSeq and is a predicted model, not a curated record. Gene Ontology annotation, molecular function: lipid binding. Gene Ontology annotation, biological process: lipid transport; lipoprotein metabolic process. NCBI's taxonomy places the organism in Eukaryota, Metazoa, Chordata, Actinopteri, Synbranchiformes, Synbranchidae. Gene Ontology annotation, cellular component: membrane; extracellular region.
AUGUCUUUGCCUUUUCAACAGUGCAAAACAACUGUGGAGGAUCUCCAGCACAAGUUGACAAAGCUAAGGAUUGUGACUGAGGGUCUGGAGCAUGUGCAUCAGGGCACCACCAUUGGCAGUUUGGCAGGAGGUGUGAUUGGAGAUGGGGGGAUUACAUCUGUAGUAGUUCUUGUACUGGCCCCAUUCACUUUUGGAACCUCUCUUAUUGUAACUGGAGUUGGUGUGGGUGUGAGUACACUUGGUGGUGUCACUGCUGGUGCCUCGAAUAUCACAAAAAUGGUGAACCAGUCCUCUGAUCGCAAAGCUGUUCGAAGCAGCAUUAAAGAGUUUAAAGAGAAAAUUAAUGCAGUAGUCACCUGGCUCCAGGAGAUCUGCAACAGCUUACAGGCAAUCAGAGACAGAUUUCAGACAGCUGAUGUACCUGACAAUAUGGAUAUCAGUUUCAGUGAAGAGCAACUGGCACGGCUUGGCUUCAGGGUAGGGAGGGGCCUAGGUGUGAUUCCUGAACUGAUUCGACUAGUUCAAGUAGUUAACAUUGGCAAGAUCGCAGCACAGGCAAGCAGAGUGGUACGUGUGUCAGAGGCAGUCACAGGUGUGCUUUCAGGUUUAUUUGUAGCAGUAGACCUCUUCUUCAUUGCCAUGGAUGCUAAAGAGAUACACCACAUUAGACAGGCAAAGGCAGCAGAGGAGAGAACUACUUCUCAGCCAGGGUCUGAGACUGAAACUGAAGAUUCUGUGUCCACCUUUGACAAGGCUGUACUAGUGGUCAAAGAGUCUGGCAGUGAUGAAGCAGAUGCAUCAGAGGAACAGAACCAGCCUUCCUCAGAAACCACUCAAACCAAAUCUGAGCUCAUGAAAUUUGUCAAGUCAGUCAGGGAGGCAGCAGACAACUUGCAGGGAGUCCUGGAUGAGCUCGGAAGCAUCAUCUCAUCUAUCACUUCAUUUGGGGAUGAGAGUCAGUUAGAAUAA